Messenger RNA from Protobothrops mucrosquamatus (brown spotted pit viper), 1539 nucleotides. RefSeq names its product potassium voltage-gated channel subfamily V member 2-like. Gene Ontology annotation, molecular function: delayed rectifier potassium channel activity. Gene Ontology annotation, cellular component: voltage-gated potassium channel complex; membrane. Lineage: Eukaryota; Metazoa; Chordata; Lepidosauria; Squamata; Viperidae. The transcript has 2 exons. The record is from RefSeq and is a predicted model, not a curated record. Gene Ontology annotation, biological process: protein homooligomerization; potassium ion transmembrane transport. Bases 1 to 1539 code for a protein of 512 amino acids.
AUGAGGCCCACCAUGCAAAGACGGGCAAGCCUCUCAGCCAACAUGAAGUUUAGGGCCUGUCAGAAGUGCUGCAGGACUGCCGGCAACGUGGACCUCCUCCUCCCCUUCUCUCAGGAGAAGCUGGUCAAGCCGUGGAGCUCCAUGGACAAUUUGGCCGACUGGGCCCAGGACAGCGACGACCUUUCCCACCCGUCGAAUCCGAAUUUCUUGACCCUCAAUGUUGGAGGCCAACACUUCCAUGUCUCCAUCCGAGUGGCGGCCAAAUACCCCCUCACCAGGAUUGGGCAACUGGCCACCUGCGCGGAUCCCGUGAAGAAGCUGGAGCUGUGCGACGACUACUCGGUGCUGAAGAACGAGUACUUCUUCGACCGAGACCCUCUCGUCUUCCACUACGUCUUCCACUUCUACCGCAGCGGAGUCAUGUGGGUCCUGACCGAGUUCUGCUCGGCCAACUUCCUGGAGGAGAUCGAGUACUGGGGCGUCCACAUGAAGUACACCCAGCGCUGCUGCCGGAUCCUCUUUGAGGAGAAGCACGACGAGAUGGUGGAGUAUCUGAAGAUCCAGCGAGAGCUGGAGGCCGAACUGGAGACCGUUGAGAAGGAAGAACAUUUUGAGGGCAAGUUCAUGGGCCAGUUCCGGAAGGCCAUCUGGAACCUGAUCGAGAACCCGUACUCCUCGGUCCUGGCUAAGAUCACGGCCCUCUUGUCCAGCCUGUUCGUGCUGUUCUCGGUGGUGGGGAUGACCCUCAGCACCGUGAAGGAGAUGCAGGACAAGACCAGCAAGCAGUGCAUGGAGCACCUGGAGACCGUCUGCGCCGUCUUCUUCACCCUGGAGUACCUCAUGCGGCUGGUCUCCACCUCCACCCUCCGGCAGUUCUUCCGGGCGGCCUUCAGCGCCAUCGAUCUGGUGUCCAUCCUGCCCUUCUACGUCCAGAUCGUCUUCGAGUGCCUGGUCGAGGACGACUCCGAAGACCACGAGGAGCUGCACAAGAUGCGCAACGUGGGGAAGCUGGGCAAGGUCCUCAAGCUGAUCAAGCUGAUGCGGAUCUUCCGUAUCCUGAAGCUGGCCCGGCAUUCCACGGGGCUGAGGGCCUUCGGCUUCACCCUCCGGCAGUGCUGCCAGCCGGUCUGCUGCCUCCUGCUCUUCAUCGCCAUGGGCAUCUUCACCUUCUCCGCCCUCAUGCACUCCGUCGAGCAUGACGUGCCGAACACCAACUUCACCAGCAUCCCCAACACCUGGUGGUGGGCAGCAGUGAGCCUCUCCACCGUGGGCUACGGGGACACGGUGCCGGACACCUUCCUGGGCCGGGUGGUGGCCUUCGGCUGCAUUGCCUUCGGCAUCAUCCUCAACGGGAUGCCCAUCUCCAUCCUCUACAACCGGUUCUCCGACUACUACGCCAAGCUCAAGUCCCACGAGGACAAGACCGCCGUGGCCCUCAAGACCCCCCGCCAGGACGGCCUCCGGGAGAGGCUCCGGAAGAAGCUGGGCCAGUGCUGGGGCCCCGAGAGCAGCCGGGCAGGCCAGACCCCCGGCCGGUAG